Molecule: messenger RNA, 1699 nt
Organism: Haliotis rubra (blacklip abalone)
Lineage: Eukaryota; Metazoa; Mollusca; Gastropoda; Lepetellida; Haliotidae
Product: glyoxylate reductase/hydroxypyruvate reductase-like
Exons: 3
Coding region: 126-1076 (316 amino acids)
Cellular component (GO): cytosol
Molecular function (GO): hydroxypyruvate reductase [NAD(P)H] activity; hydroxypyruvate reductase (NADH) activity; NAD binding
Source: RefSeq, a predicted model, not a curated record
CCUUCUACCCUCGCUUUAUUUCCUGUUUACGGAAUUUUCCGAAUAGCUGAUUCAACCUUCAAUUUUCACGCUGCGCUGAUCAAGGUUAAAUAUAGUGGUCAGGUAAUUGCCUAAUUACCUUCAUCAUGGCACAGCCGAAAGUAUACGUAACACGAAGAGUGCCAGCUGAAGGUUUGGAGCUGUUGAAAAAAAGCUGCAACGUUUCCGUGUGGGACAGCGACGAUGUUGUACCCAGAGCUACCCUCCUCGAGAAGGUCGCCGGCAUGGACGGACUGUUCUGCACCAUUAGUGACAUCAUCGACAAGGACGUUCUGGAGGCUGCAGGCCCCAGUUUGAAGAUCAUCGGGACAAUGUCCGUGGGCAUGGUACACAUUGAUGCACGUGAAUGCGCAAAAAGGGGGAUAGAGGUGGCCAAUACCCCGGACGUCGCAUCCGACAGCGCUGCCGAGUUGACGGUGGCGUUACUGUUGUUGACGACGCGACGGCUUGUUGAAGGUGUCGAGGCAGUCAAGGCAGGCGAGUGGGGCUUAUGGCGGCCCAUGUGGCUGUUAGGGGUGGAGAGCGUCAACCGCACCUUGGGGAUUGUCGGAAUGGGAAGGGUGGGCUUUGGGGUAGCCAGGAGAAUGAAACCUUUCGGUGUCGGUCGCAUCAUCUACUACGACGAGUUCCAGGCUGGAUAUGCUGCCGAUGUUGGUGCCGAGCUUGUAGACUUGGACACCCUGCUCAGUGAGUCCGACAUCCUCUGCAUCUGCUGUGCCCUCACCCCUCGCAGCCGAGACAUGUUCAACGCCAGCACGUUCGCCAAGAUGAAAAGGUCCGCCAUUUUGAUCAACACGGCCAGGGGAGCAAUCGUUAACCAUGACGACCUCGCCAAGGCUUUAGCACAGGGGGACAUAGCAGCAGCUGGCUUGGACGUCACGGAACCAGAACCGCUCCCUAGGGACCAUCCCUUGAUGUCUUUGGACAACUGCAUCAUAUUGCCCCAUCUUGGGACCAACUCGAAGGAGACCCGGAUCAACAUGGCGACCAACACAGCAAUGAACAUAACAUCGGUGCUCUGCUGUGGAAAGGCAUAAGUUUGGCCUUAUUUCAUCUUAUUAGUUGGUAUACGGAUAUAUUUUCAAAAGUAUUGGUCGGUGUUUGAAGUGAAAUAUCACUAAAAAUACUUCUUUCAUAUAUUUUCUUCAAUCAUUCUCUCUUUUUUAACAUAGGAAAUAGGAUGAGAUAAAAAAAAAUAAGCGUUUUGGUAUUUUUGAAAAAACAGAACUGAUGUUGAAAGUCUAGAACGUUGACAUGGUAACAAUACGUUAUUUACACAGAGAGUGUCGCUGAAGCUAGGGAUAGUAUUGGCGUACACAAUUGCAGGUAAUUGAGCAUGUACCUGUAGACAUUGUGUGGAAUGUGUUAUUGAUAAGAGCAAUUGUCAGACUCAGCCUUACAAACAGGCAGCUUCUAUUAUUUGUAAAUGUAUAUUUGACUUUGAUUAACAGGCAGCCCCUCACUUUUCCAAUCUGACUUUUGAGUUCGCCAAUCCGUUUACCAGGUGAUGAUAUUAGAACGUGUUAAAUGUGUAAUGUGAGAGUGAAUAUAUAUCUUGUUUCUGUGUUGGCACACACAUGUAGAUGUACAUUAUUCGUUAUGCCAGUAUUUUCUGUGGAGGCUGUAAUAAAUGGUUAUUAAAUAACUAUUAAAAAGAAAA